This is a messenger RNA of Hypoxylon trugodes, 2343 nucleotides long. RefSeq lists its product as uncharacterized. The transcript is spliced from 5 exons. Lineage: Eukaryota; Fungi; Ascomycota; Sordariomycetes; Xylariales; Hypoxylaceae. The record is from RefSeq and is a predicted model, not a curated record. Bases 1 to 2343 code for a protein of 780 amino acids.
AUGCAAGUUGUUAGCUUCACUGGCGAGGUCUUUCGACUCGCCCGCAGCUUGCGGGAGAACGGCAGUCUAGAUCCCAGCCUCGUAUCGAAUACAGAAAGUUUGAAUCGACUUCUUUCUACCCUAAAUUCCGAGCUCGGUAGUCUAGACGGCAUCGCACUGCCUAGUGACACAAGUGCAGAGCAACAGGAAACCGACAAGGAGAGUCUUAAGGCGCAGACGCGAAAUCUGCUUCAAAAUGUGGAGAAGCUUCAACUGAUAUUCAAGAAGUCAUCGAAUAUAGUGGGGGACUCGACAGCUUCUAGGGGAGAAUCGAACGAAGGAAUAUCGGAAACAAAUUCUAGCAAAGUCCUGACCAUUAUUUCUAAGGGAAAAUCUAGUAUAAUUUCCAAAGGAAAAGCCAUCUCAGUAAUUCUGAAAUACAAGUUCCAUUACCAGUCCGAAAUCGCAAGCUUAGGGGAAAAUAUCGAUAAAGCUCACGCUAUCUUGAAUACUGGCCUCCUCAAAAGACUAUGUAACUCGGACGCAGCGGAGAAAGCUCGAUCAGACAUGGCUUUCGCCGGCCUUGACCGAAAGCUUCAACGAUUUAUUAAACUCUGGUCUGAGGGACACAGAGAUAUAUCAAUGCUCAUAUCUGCAGAGGCAGCAAACGCAAGAGUACAUGUUACAGCCGAGGUCUCAUUGCUGGGAAACCGCAUGGAUGAGGCAGAAAAAUCCAUCAAGGCAUAUGUGGAUGCUCUACAUGCUGCAGCUAUCUGUCAUAAUGCGUCAGUAUUGUCGGACGAUAGAGAGCUUAGAGGACGAGAGGAGUUGAUAGCCCGCAUUUUUUCUACCCUCUGGUUUGAUAGUAUGAAUAAGCGUGAAAACGAGAUCGGAUCGCCGGAUUACGAAGUGAAUUUAGUCACGGAAGCUGAGGGCGCACCCACCCGACUUUCCCAAUGGCUUGAAGCAGAAGAUCCUAUUUUCUGGAUAUCAGGCAAACCCGGAAGCGGAAAGUCUUCGUUGAUGAAGUUUCUAGUAUCGGAUACACGAACGAAGGACCAUCUCAACAAGUGGAAACCCUCUAAGCCCCAUAUCCUUGAAGCCCUCUUGAGUAGAAAACCAAAGCUAGCGGACAAGCGCUCAGGGAAUGAUUGGUCAAUAGGAGAACUUCGCGAUAUACUUUUGGAGUCUUUUCGCCUCGCAAACUCUCCAAUCUGUCUCUUCCUUGACGGCCUCGACGAGGUUGCAGUCAAAUCGGAUGACCGCGAUUCUAUAAUCAACCUGAUAGAACAACUAGGGCGUCUUGGGAACACAAAGAUUUGUGCCUCUAGCCGUCCAGAAAAUAUCUUCCAGGACAGGUUUGGCUCAUAUCCGUGUUUACAAACACAGGACUUGAACGGACCCGCCAUAGGACUAUACAUACAGAAGAGAUUGGCCAAAUAUAAACCCUCUUCACCUGCUGACCUCGGCCAUUACCAGAAGCUGAUUAGAGUUCUGGCAGAGAAGGCAUCCGGAGUAUUUCUUUGGGUUCGUUUGGCAACUAAUAGUGUCGUCGAUGGUAUAAGAAACCGAGACAAAUGGAGUACCCUCUAUGAACGGACCGAAAAACUGGAGCCUGACCUCGAUAAAUUCUUCAGCCAAAUGUGGGACAGGCAAAGUUCUAACGCUGCCUUCUACAAGGAAGAUAGAGAAAGAUUGUUAUGGUAUUCUCUACUUGUAACCGUAUCUGAGGUCUUGUCUACACUCCUAGGGUAUAUCCUCGGUACCCACGAGGACUUUCGUUCCAACUUACUGCAUUACACCGUCGGCGCAGAACGAAUUACUGAAGAAGCACGGAUAUUCGAGGAAUAUCGCAAGUGGCUUUCUGCAAGAGGUGCAGGUUUGCUCGAGAUAACCAAGGAACCUAUCCGCCCGAUCGGAUUAACGGAUUCUUCUUUACUCCAUUAUCAAGUUGGAUUCAUUCAUCGUUCUGUGCAGGAAUUCCUCCUCGGUACACAAGCGGGGCAUGAUAUUCUUCUGGCUACCCCUAAUUCCAGCAAACAGAGAUUAUUGCGAACCACCAGAGCUAUAAAAGAUAUCUGUUGUUACGUAGGCGAUGUGAGAUUCAUCUCGAGCUAUGCGGGAUUCAUCUUCGAUAUGGAUUGCGUGGGUCUUAUAACACCCCAAGAAGAGGCAGAGGAGUUUCUAGAUUUUCGAAGUCGAUUACAAUCACGAGCUCCGGGGGCGUUCCCGGAUUAUUACUUCUUGGACAAAGCCGUUGAGUGUUGUAAUGUCGAGUUCCUGCUUCAACUACGUGAGGUUGAAGAAUUUAUCUCUCGAAGACAAAUCUAUGCUUCUAUCCAAAGCAUGCGGGUACAGAUAUAA